AAUCAGCCUGUCGAUCACUUGCUGCUUGCUAUGUCCACUCCUGUCUCUCGCAGCCGUAUCGCCUUGCCUCGAGGCCACGGGUAAUAAAUUUCUGAGGUGCCUCGAAACUGAACUGCAUCGCUCUGCCUCGCUGUCAAGCUGAUCGACUUCCCGCUGCUGCUGCUGCUGCUGCUGCUGCUCAUCUGUCCGUGCCCGCUUCUACUUAGUCAGUUGGCUGGUUCUAAGGCGCCUCAAAAGCUCGAUAGUUAGUCGGCGCGGCGCCAUGUACGGAAUGGGAGCACCGAUGCACUUCCAGCAGCACCACCCGUCGCCCUUCUCCCACGGGCCGAUACCCCACCGCUACCCCACUCCCCCGCAUCCCGGCGGCGCGGGGUUCGCGCAAUACCCCGGCGGACCCCCCGCGCAGCCGCCGCUUCCGCACCCGCAGCAGCAGCAGGCGCAGCAGCAACAGGCGCAAGCGCAGCUGCAACAGGCGCAGCAGAUUUCGUCGUCGCAGCAGCAGCAGCUGCAGCAGCAGCAGUCGCAGGGCCAGUCGCAAGGACUGUCGCAGGGCCAGUCGCAGCAGCCGCCGGCGCCGGCGCCACUGCCGUCGCAACUACGAGCGGGAAAGGACCCGUUUAGGAAUCUCUACAGUCGAGAGUUCGUUGGUCACAAGAAGAAGGUGCAUUCGGUGGUGUGGAAUUGCCUCGGCGAGAAGCUUGGGUCAGGUUCGGUAGACCAGACCAUCCGCGUGUGGCAAGUGGAUCCCAGCGGCCAAUCAAACUCCAGCAAGCAGCGCGAGGUGGAGCUGAGGGGGCACACGGAGAGCGUGGACAACCUGUGCUGGGACCCACUUCACCCGGAUCUGCUCGCCUCGGCGUCUCAAGACAAGUCUGUGCGCAUUUGGGACACCAGAUCGGCCAGGUGCGAGCAGAGUGUGACUCUAAAGGGGGAGAACAUCAACGUCACGUACAAGCCUGAUGGCACGCACAUUGCAGUGGGCAACAGUGCAGACGAGCUAACCAUUCUGGAUGUGCGCAAGCUGAAGCCGAUUCACAAGCGCAAGUUCAACUAUGAGUUGAACGAGUUUGCGUGGGACCGCUCAGGCUCCAUCUUCCUGGUUACAACCGGCACAGGCGCAGUGGAGGUUUUGGGUUACCCCUCCCUGCAGACACUAGACACCCUCCACGCGCACACUGCAGGAGUCUACUCCCUUGCCAUUGACCCCCUUGGGAGAUACUUUGCAGCAGGGAGUGCCGAUGCGCUGGUCAGUCUGUGGGACAUGCGCCACAUGCUGUGUGUGCGCACUUUUACCAGACUCGAGUGGCCAGUGCGCACAGUGAGCUUCAGCCAUGAUGGGAGGUACCUCGCGUCUGCUAGUGAAGAUCUUUUCGUCGACAUUGCGGAGGUGGAGACGGGUCGGUCGGUGCAUCAGAUCCCAUCCUGGGCGGCGAUGAACAGUGUCGAGUGGAACCCGAAGCACCUGCUGCUGGCGUAUGCAUCCGACGAUGACGGCAAGCACUCCUCCCCUGGUGUCUUCCGUGUCUUCGGGUUUGAUUCGCCUUGAUCCCGUCAGGAGAUCCAUGUUAUUUCUUGGAAAUGGAAGCUGGAAUAUAAGCCAGUUUAUGUGAGGUGGCAAAUGUCAAACAUAUUUGUGUAUGUUUAGUAGUCUACAUAGGGGCUUGCCAUAGAGAGUACAACCCACUAGCUAUAUACUCCUGUAUUCUCUCAUUCUAGUCAUUCGUUUU
Messenger RNA from Closterium sp. NIES-67, 1727 nucleotides. Lineage: Eukaryota; Viridiplantae; Streptophyta; Zygnematophyceae; Desmidiales; Closteriaceae. The record is from the annotation of a GenBank genome assembly.